CCGGGGCCUAGGCCCGGCCUUGGGUGGACGCGGAGGCGGAGGCGCGGGAGUUGUGGAGGGGGCAGGCUCUGCAGGGAAGUGCGUCAGAAGAGGCGCGAGCAGAGUAGGGUGCUGUGGUCUGAGCUUGAGGGCGAAGCCGGCGGAUAAGGAGGAUGGGCGAGCAGUCUGAAUGCCAGAAUGGAUAACCGUUUUGCUACAGCAUUUGUAAUUGCUUGUGUGCUGAGCCUCAUUUCCACCAUCUACAUGGCAGCCUCAAUUGGUACAGACUUCUGGUAUGAAUAUCGAAGUCCAGUUCAAGAAAAUUCCAGUGAUUUGAACAAAAGCAUCUGGAGCGACUUUGCUAGUGAUGAGGCAGAUGAAAAGACUUAUAAUGAUGCCCUUUUCAGAUAUAAUGGCACAGUGGGAUUGUGGAGACGGUGUAUCACUAUACCCCAAAACACAUAUUGGUAUAGCCCACCAGAAAGGACAGAAUCAUUUGAUUUGGUCACAAAAUGCAUGAGUUUCACGCUAAAUGACCAGUUCAUGGAGAAAUUUGUUGAUCCUGGAAACCACAAUAGUGGGAUUGAUCUGCUUCGGACAUAUCUUUGGCGUUGCCAGUUCCUUUUACCUUUUGUUAGUGUUGGUUUGAUGUGCUUUGGGGCUUUGAUUGGACUUUGUGCUUGUAUCUGCCGAAGCUUGUAUCCCACGAUUGCCACAGGCAUUCUUCAUCUCCUUGCAGGUCUGUGUACACUGGGCUCAGUGAGUUGUUAUGUUGCUGGAAUUGAACUGCUCCAUCAGAGACUAGAGCUGCCUGAGAAUGUGUCUGGUGAAUUUGGAUGGUCCUUCUGCUUGGCUUGUGUCUCGGCUCCCUUACAGUUCAUGGCUUCUGCUCUCUUCAUCUGGGCUGCUCAUACCAACCGCAAAGAAUACACCUUAAUGAAGGCAUAUCGUGUGGCAUGAGUUGGGAGGCUUCCUGCUUUACAAUUGCCAUUUUUAUUAUUUUUUAACAUUAAUAUUUUCCCUUGUGUACUCACCAGUUGUUUAACUUUUUUUGUGUGAAUAUGCCAUUUUAUCCUGAAAAUCCAUUUUAGUUUUUCACACAGCUGUUUCUUAAUACCACUAAAAUUUACAUGGAUUAUUCUCAGUAAUUCCAUGUUUCAGACAAACUAAUCUAGGUUCAGAGUCCAGACAGAAAUUUGUAGACAUUUGGCACAAAUUUGUGAAAGAAAAUUGUUAGGGGGAAAUUGACCCCAAACAAAUUCUGCUGUCUGUUAGACAUUUCAAUAGAGUAACUUUGUUGUUCAACUGGAAACUUUAGUUUCAUUGUCAAAAGUUACGUGCACUUUGCUGUUGUAGAUAGCCAGUCAGCCAUAGGUAGGUAUUAGUGCUAUUUUCAAAGGUUUAAGCUUUAUGAAAUAGGGAAAUUACCUAAGAUCUUUUUCCCGAAAUGUUGGCAUAUAGCAUUAUCUGAGGUGAAAUAUGGCAGCUGUUUUAUCUGCAUGUGUCUGACUACAAGAAAGGAAGUGAAAAAUACAGCACUUACUUGAAAUUUUAACUUUGAACUGCAAAAAGUCCAGUUCAGCAAGACAAGACGAUUAACCGUAUUUUACUUCUUUUUUUUUAACCUCCUGUGACUAGGAUUUUCAAUACCACCAAACCAUUUCGGAUUUUUGUUCCUUCCGUCUUCUUACAUCAAGUUUAUUAAAAGAGUGCUUUGCUUUCUUUUUUUAACACUACAUCGGGGUCACAGAGUAAAAUUCUCCAACUGUUUAUUCCAGCUAAGUACCAUAAAGAAGGUUCCACCAAAAUGACCCUCCAGAGCUAGGAAAACUGCCACAAGACCUAAAACUUUGGCUGGUCAUUAACUUCCAACUAUGGUCUUUAUUUCUUGUGGUGAAAUGAUGUGCCUUUCCUUGCCUAAACCCUUUCCUGGUGUGUAUCAACAUCAUUUAACAUCUUUCAAUUCACUCAUUUUUUAAAUAAAUAUGUCUAUAAACAUUGAACUUAAAAAAAUCUUAUUUAUUUAUUCCAUUACUGUAGCACUUAGAUUUUUAAAAAAUGUAACAGUAAUUUCUUACAAUAUCAUAAAUCUUUUUUAAAAAAAUAAAAAUGAGAAGAGACUCAGAAUUGUGUAUAGUGUCUGAGUUGAUGUGAAUUUCCAUACCUUAGGAUGAAAUACAGGAUUCUGAAUGAGCAUCUCUGUGUUCUCUGGAAAAUACAUUGUUGCCUGGGUUUAUUUUAUCUUACAAAAAAUGUGGGAGCCCCAUGCAAAUAAGAGACUCUUACCUCAUGUUUCCAAGUUUCAAAACGUUUUCAAAGUACUGUUGUGAUCCCUAUGUAUCACACAAUAUGACUAGUUUUUUCGUAAAGUAAUGACUGUGGAUAUUUGUGUUCUAUAUUAAAGGAAAAGACAAGUUAGCUUGUGACUGGAAGCCAGUUUUACCCUGCAGUCAAUUAUUGCCUAUGAAAUGGCUGGUCACUCCAUUUUCUACUGUUUCCUAACUGUUGAAGGGUCACUGCCUUUCAGCACUUUCUGUGGAAGGUAGGAAAACUAAGUGAAUGAACACAAAACACUGUCAGGAAUGGGAUUUAACAGUUAUUGACCAACAUGACAUUUUUGUUUUGAAAAGUUGUGUAUUUUAAACAGUGUCCCUGCCUCUUAUCACCCCAAAGUUAUCUGUGACUGUUUGUCUAAGAUCAGUUUUUAAUGUGUACUGUGGAAACUCAGAAUUGGACUUUUUUUGAGUUAGAGCCUCCCCAGUAGCAUCCUUAGAUGUGGAAAGCUAGCGUCCUAAGCCCCAGUGCUGAAUUUGUGUUCUAGUUGGUACUUUAGGCUGAGAUUAUCCUUUCCUGCAGACUUUUUUCUUGGAAAUACAUACAGCCACAUUGUUUCAUUUGAUGUGAAAAUUACAGUGUUCCAGCUGCCUCAUGAUUCCAAUCAGAACCAUAUGAAUACUAUUUGACCAUUUUGAUUAAUACAUAAAUCAGUGGCAAGUAAAGUCCUGUUAAUCUCUUUCCACCUAAUCUUUGAAAGGAACACCCAAAGUAUAUUAAUUUUCAGAUUUUUCAGAAUGAGUUUCAUGGCAACUUACAAAGCAUGUUUUAGUGUGAGUUAAAUUCUGUGAGUAAAUAUCUUCUAUAUCCUUUUUAGCAAAAGACUUAAGAAUUUCUUAGGAAUAGCCAUAAAACAGUAAAAGUUUAUUUUAAAAAGGCACAAUCAUUCUAGAAUUUAUUCCAUUAACACUGCAUACCUACUGUCACGAUAAGCCAGGGUCUCAAGAAUUUAAUCUGUGUUUACCUGCUGUGUGUGUGUGUGUUGGGGGAGGAUAGAGUAGGUAAGUCACAGAUGAACUGAUUUAGUCACACCAAUGAGAAUGACCAUAUGACUGAAUAAUUUAGAGUUUGUUUUUCCAUUCCAGAGAAGUCACCAAAUUGCAGAUCAGCACUGCUGAAACUCAUUAUAUAGAUCCAGUUAUCUUCAAUUAACUGUAAAAUAUAUGUGAGGGCAUUUUAAAAUUUAACCCUCAUGUAAGCUUCCACUAGAAAUGAAAACAAUCGUUCUACCUUUACAGACUUUUAACCUGAUUUUGCCAGUUGCCACACUUCCCAAAGUUUCCUAGCAGCUAAAGGAACAGGUAAUGGGUGCAGUUCUGAAGAUGCCAAUUAUUUUACAAAGUUGGUGCAGCUCUGUGCCGGCACAGAUGGGUGGAGUUUUUUGUCCUCCUUUCAGUGUUUUAUUCAUAAGGGAAUGAUGAUUCACACCUUGAAAAGAAUAAAAUGAACACAUCUGUGUAUAGGAAUUCUUUUUCUGUUGCUCAUCAGAUGUUCCAACACACUUGUAAUGAUACAUUUUUCCUUUAGAUCAAAUUAUGGGCCAGUGUCCUGCAAAUUCACUGUGUGAAAAUUCUAAAUUGCAAAAAGAAUAAAUUAGAAUGAUUAUUUGCUCCAAGGAAGUUACCAAAAGAGUAAUUUAAAUCUCCUUCACUGCUAAAAUUUCUACCAGCAAAUUAGUACAUUAUUUGAUAUUAACAUUUAUACACUUUCAGCAAAUUUAUAUAAAGCAAGAUCCAAUUUACAUUACUUUCUACCUUUGCAGACUUAAAAAUAUGAAAUCAGGAAAGAUAAUUCUCUUCUUGUUUUGUCUUUACCUUUUAAAAUAUUUGAGUUAUUGGGUGAUGCAUCACCUUUCAUCUAACUCAGUGUCUUGGAUGUGAACUUCACCUCACCUUUCCUGCAAUAUUUCUGCUCCUCCCAGUCUUCUAGGCUACUGUUCUUAUUUUUCUCUGUUCAGUUUGUACUGUCAUUGGUAUGUUCACAAGCAAUUUUGACUCUCUUUUCCUAUAAACUCCUAUGGCACCUUUCUUCACCAGCCUUAGCCUUAUUUUCAUAGACUGCUAUCCAAUGUUCUUAUUCUCAUUCUCAAGAUACCAAGGCUGUUCAAAACUAUUAAGGGACUCUGUUUUAAAAAUUAUACUGUUUGACUUUAACUGCUUGUCAAUUUUAGCAAUCUCUUACUGUUGAUUUAUUACUCCCUGCCACACAUUUUCCAAAUCUCUACAAAAGGUAGUUGUUGGAAAUCCUUAUUCUUCCUCCUUGACUUCCUGGAAGGAGCUCAUGUUCUCUAUAAAGAGGCGAUAUUGGAAUGAACCCCCAGUUUCUCCAUUCUUAUUUGCUCUUCCCUACAGAAAAUGAAUGUAUUACCUGAUGGGAGAAAUUUCUGUGAUCAUGGAUCCAGCAAAAGCAGCAAAGUUAUGCAUAGUGGUUAAGUAUCCAGCUUAGGAGAAAAAAUACUAAAUUUGUAAUCCCAGGUUUGUCACUUAGCCUUUCUAAGCCCCAUUUUUCCCAUCAGUGAAAUUAUCCUACCUGCCUCAGAGAGUUUGCAAUGUCGAUUAUAAAUUGUUCAGUAUAAAGUAGCUCCUCAAAAAAUGUUAGUUAUGACUGGCUUGAUUAAGAGGAGAUGGGUUUAUUUGCCUUGUUUUUCAGAUUCCACAUAUAAAUAAAAGCAUACGGUAUCCCCCUUUCUCUGACUUAUAAAAAAAACAAAAUAGAAAUAGAUUUAUACACACAGAGAAUGGCCAGUUGGUUACCCAUGGGAUUGGAUGCAUGAAACAAGUGAACGUAGAGAAGUACAGGCUUCAAAUUAUAAUUUGGUCACAGGGAUGGAAGUAUAGCAUAGGGGAAUGUAGGUCAUAAUAUGGAAAUAUCUUUGUGUGGUGACAGAUGGUAACUAUCAUGGUGACCAUUUAAUAGUAUAUGUAAUUGAUGAAUCACAAAGUUGUUCAUCUGAAACCAAUAUAAUAUUGUAUAUAAACUACAUUCCAAUAGAUGAAUAAAGAAAUAGGGGAUGGGGUUACAGAACCUAGAAAUCAGUGACUCUCAGCCUAGGCUGCAUGUUGGAAUUGCCUGGACAACUUUAAAAGAUACUUGUGUCCUAGAGAUUCUGAUAUAGAGUUGUUCUGGACUGUGGCCAGGUCACUAUGAUUUUUAAACCUUUCCAAGUGAUUUCAGUGGGUAGUUAUGUUUGAAAACUAUUUUUGAAAGCCAUGCUUAAAAGGAAGAAAUAGAAUUCUCUCUCUUAGGCAUAUUGUUAGAAAGAGGGCUUUUGAGUAAACAGACCUGGUACACUGCCUUCUUUCUAGAAGCCAUUUCUUCAUGUGCUCUGCUCUGCUGCUGACUACUGGGUCUUUGAGAUGGGUCUCAAUCCAUCAUCCCAGUGCUGACUGAAGAAGCCAGCUGCCAUGCUGUGGGUCCCAGGACACAUGAAGAGGUCCUGUGUAGGUGCUACAGUUGAAAUCCCAAGCCAAGCUCCCAGCUGACAGCUAAGAUCAUCUUCCAGCCAUGUGCAUCAACAAUGUUGGAUGUCUAGUCCUGCUGAGCCUUCAGAUGACUCCAGCCCAGCCUCUCUGUGAUUAUAACCCUGUGACACUACAAUUAAAAACCACCUAACUGAGCCCAGUCACCAUACAGAACUGUAAGAGACAAUAAUAAAUUGUUGUUUUAUGUGC
This is a messenger RNA of Manis pentadactyla (Chinese pangolin), 5984 nucleotides long. RefSeq names its product claudin domain containing 1 (gene CLDND1). Gene Ontology annotation, cellular component: membrane. The coding region runs from base 178 to 939 and encodes 253 amino acids. The transcript is spliced from 6 exons. NCBI's taxonomy places the organism in Eukaryota, Metazoa, Chordata, Mammalia, Pholidota, Manidae. The record is from RefSeq and is a predicted model, not a curated record.